AUGACUACGACUCAGACUAUUACUAGCACGAUCAAUCAUUCUUCAUUCAAGCUUGCAGGUCCUUAUGGAGAUUGGCGAGAUGAACUUCAAUCCCAAGGUUUUGUGGUCAUCAAAAAUGUGAUACCGCUUGAGAAAGCGCAGUAUUAUCGAGAGAAGGCCUUUGAGUGGCUUAAAUAUUUCAAUCCGAGCCUUGACUUCAACGAUCCAUCUACAUGGGCAAACCAAGAUCUUCCAGUGCACGGCAAAGCCAAUAACUUUACUGGUUAUUCUGUGGUUCAUGAAAGGUUUAUGUGGGAAGCGCGGAUGGAGGCUAAGGUUUUGGAGGCAUUUGCCAAGAUAUGGGGUACCGAGGAGUUAUUGGUCUCCUUCGAUGCUCUUAACAUCACCUUACCCAACCGAGAAGAGAAGCCAGCCACAAAGCCGUGGCCACAUGUCGAUCAAUCGCCAUUUCGCCGAGGACUUCACUGCGUUCAAGGUAUCAUCAAUCUCAGCCAUGCUGGCCCUGAAGAUGGUUCGUUAAUCCUUCUGCCCAAAUCGAGUGCUCUGUCCGACGAAUUCUUUGAUACGCAAGUGGAUCCAUCAACUUGGCUCAAGAAGGACUUCCGAUUUUUCAGCGAAGAGGAAAUGAAAUGGUACGAAUCUCGUGGGAUCAAGCCUAUCAAGGUUCUCGCGGAACCUGGGGAUCUAAUCCUUUGGGAUUCACGGACCGUGCAUUGGGGUGGAGAGCCUACAUCCCAAAGUCGGAAUAUUCGGACUGUGAUUUAUGCUUCAUAUUCCCCGGCGAGUCUGGCUACAGAGGAGACUCUGAAGCGUAAGAAGGAAGCACUUGAAUCAUUCCGAGCCACCACGCAUUGGCCUCAUGACAAUGUCGUCCUCCGCGACAAGACUAUCCACCUGCCGGAUGGUACCGUCGAUCCUCGCAAUCGUUCUAAGCCUUUGGAGGAGCCAGAGUACACGGACCAGCUGCUUCGACUUGCUGGAGCGAAGCCGUAUUGA
Messenger RNA from Penicillium pulvis, 996 nucleotides. Its product is annotated as phytanoyl-CoA dioxygenase family protein. NCBI's taxonomy places the organism in Eukaryota, Fungi, Ascomycota, Eurotiomycetes, Eurotiales, Aspergillaceae. The record is from RefSeq and is a predicted model, not a curated record. The transcript is spliced from 2 exons. The coding region runs from base 1 to 996 and encodes 331 amino acids.